CAGAGCGGAAGUGCCGAGAGGAAGCAGCAGCGACCGCAGCUCUGGUGCCGCUCAGUUUGACUCUAAAGGCGGAUAAAGCCAAUUAUAAUGUCGGGAUUUGACUCCAACCCGUUUGAAGAUUCAGUCGACGUCAAUCCCUUCCAGGAUCCGUCUGUCACGCAGGUGACCAACUCUGGAAUCGAUCACAUUGAAAGUUUCAAUCCAUUUCCUGAUGGCAACUCUGUGACGGCCGCCGUCCUGCAGCCGUCAGUGGAGCCGCGUCCAAAGGCCGUGGCUGCAGCUGCGCAGGGCAAUCUGCUCAAACAGCAGGAGGAGCUGGAGAGGAAAGCAGCCAAGCUGGAGCGACGAGAACAAGAGGUGCAGAGCAGAGGAGCGCUGACAGGCAAACCGAACAACUGGCCUCCUCUUCCCAAAUUCUUUCCCAUCAAGCCUUGCUUCUACCAGGACUUCUCUGAGGAGAUCCCGCAGGAAAAUCGGAGACUCUGCAAAAUGAUCUAUUACCUGUGGAUGUGGCAGUGUGUGACGCUGUUUCUGAACAUUCCGGCCUGUCUAGCUGAGUUCACCACUAGCACAGACGCAGGCGUGGACUUCGGUCUGUCCAUCCUCUGGUUCAUCCUGUUCGCUCCCUGCUCCUUCCUCUGCUGGUUCAGACCCGUCUAUAAUGCCUUCAGGUCUGACAGCUCCUUCAAUUUCUUCGUCUUCUUCUUCGUUUUCUUGGCUCAGAUCGUCGUGUCUGUGAUUCAGAGCGUUGGCAUCCCUCGAUGGGGCAACAGCGGCUGGAUUAGUGCCAUAGCAGUGAUUGGCAAAAACAAAGUGGUGGGUGUCAUCAUGAUGGUGGUGGCGGCCUUCUUCAUGGCCACUGCUGCACUGUCGGUCAUUUUACUGAAAAUGGUUCAUGCCCACUACCGUCGCACCGGUGCCAAUUUCCAGAAGGCACAGCAGGAAUUCUCCCAAGGCGUCGUCACGAACCACACCUUCCAGACCGCAGCCGCCACCGCAGCCACCACAGCCGCCCAAAGCUCUCUGCAGAGGAACUAGAACCAGAAAGCACCACCGAGAUCCUGCAUCUCUUCCCUCACUGUCCCAGCGGCCCACACAGAACCCAAAGCCCAGCUCCGCUCACCUGCUUUGGUUCUGGAUCUCGAUUUGGACUGCAGAGGCACUACUUUCGUGUUUAUUUUUUUGUUUGGAAGCAAAAGGUAUGAAGUUCAUCAGUGUGUUUGUAUAUUUGUACGAGUGCAGAAAUUGUGUCCUGUAUCCUUUUUGACCUUGGUUAUGCUGUAUAUAAAGUAAUUGAAUAUUUCCCCGUCGUCCAUAGUGGUACAGGAGUCUCUUUAAAUUAAAAAAAAUUAUCAUGAAGGAUCUCAAAACCUUUUAUGUGUAUGUCAUGAGAGUUUAGGGGCCUCAUUUAUAAAGCGUGCAUACGCUCAGAUUUGAUCUUAGAGUGUGCGUACGCUUAAAUCCACGCCAGCGUAAAAACGGUCUUUGAUGUGGAAAAGUGCUUAUUUGAUUUCCUGAAAACAUUCUGCACUCCAUAUUAGUGCCAAAAAAUAAUGAUAUGCGCCCAGAAUUCCGUGGAGGCGUAGCCAUGUUUGCAUAAUUAGAAUCUUGACAACCUCGGAAUCUUGACGGACACAGAACAUUACUGUUAUUGUCUUAAUCGUAAGACUGAAGGUGGGAUGUGUUUUUUGAUAACCGUAUAGAGCAAUGUUUUUUCCUCCCAUGUGUACAAGCUUAUUUUAGGCUACUGAUUGUAAACAGUCAAAUCAGAAUACUUUGAUUAGUACUCGGACUUAAAUUUACAUGGGUGAUUUUUUUUAGCUUUAGUAAGCCCUAACUUUUGAAACCAAUGGGUAAAAUGGUUUGCCAUACAAAAUGCCACUUUCUGGAAAGGGUUAUAUAAUUUUGUCAGAUGAGAUCCGAAGAUAUUUUUCAACAGUGUAACAACCAAACAAAGUA
Messenger RNA from Sinocyclocheilus grahami, 1959 nucleotides. It is a transcript of the gene scamp2, whose product is annotated as secretory carrier membrane protein 2. The transcript is spliced from 10 exons. Gene Ontology annotation, biological process: protein transport. The record is from RefSeq and is a predicted model, not a curated record. NCBI's taxonomy places the organism in Eukaryota, Metazoa, Chordata, Actinopteri, Cypriniformes, Cyprinidae. Gene Ontology annotation, cellular component: recycling endosome membrane; trans-Golgi network membrane. The coding region runs from base 88 to 1038 and encodes 316 amino acids.